AUGACUAGAUACUGCAAUGUAGUGAGAAAAUUAGAGAAGAAGUUUGAGGGGUUGGAACUCCACCACAUACCUCGACUCAAGAAUCAAGCAGCUGAUGAUCUGGCGAAAAUAGGUUCCACUUGGAAGCCUAUUCCCAGUAAUGUGUUCUUGGAGCAUCUCCAGACCCCGUCAGUUCAAGAAGAUCCUUUUACAGAGGAGCCCCCGCAACCGAUAAGUUCAACCAAUCCGACUGAAGUUGAAGUGCCAGCGGUUGUCGACCUGAUCAUGGAAGUUUUUGUGAUCAUCCCCGACUGGACUGUGCCAUACAUUGCAUACCUGCUCAGGCAGGAGCUUCCGGAGGAUGAGGAUGAGGCUCAUCAGAUUUUGUACUCUGAGCUGCGCCACAAGUACAACGUGCGGUCGCACUCUGAGCUGCACCACAAGUACAACAUCUGGGUGCACUCUGAGAUGCGCCACAAGUACGACGUCUAUUCCGAGUGA
Messenger RNA from Aegilops tauschii subsp. strangulata, 480 nucleotides. RefSeq lists its product as uncharacterized. The record is from RefSeq and is a predicted model, not a curated record. NCBI's taxonomy places the organism in Eukaryota, Viridiplantae, Streptophyta, Magnoliopsida, Poales, Poaceae.